This is a messenger RNA of Pelobates cultripes (western spadefoot toad), 570 nucleotides long. Lineage: Eukaryota; Metazoa; Chordata; Amphibia; Anura; Pelobatidae. The record is from the annotation of a GenBank genome assembly.
AUGGGGAGACCAAAUAGGACCCCACAGACCGGGAAGACCCCAGAGCCCAAAAAGGGACAGCUCACCUCGUCCCUGCGCCAGUUCCUGGUGACCCCCGCAGACUUUGCGACACAGCCGCAUGGCGCCGACGGAUCAAUGGCGUCGGAGGAGUCCGCGCCUUCCUCACCGGCAUCAGACAUGCUCACGGGCGGCACAGAACGGCCCCCUUGGUUAGACCUCCUGAGAGCACUGCCCACCAAAGAAGAUCUCCGCUUGGCCACCUCAGACCUGGGAGCUACAAUCAGGCAGGACAUCCAGGCACUGAGGGCUGACAUGCAGGGCCUGUCAGACCGCGUGGGCCACAUAGAGGCAGCCUGUGACAGCCUGAGGGAAGCACAGAAUACAUUAGCAGAGGCUGCAGACACCUCAGAACAGGUACGUGGCAUGGCCCUACAUAUUGAGGACCUGGACAACAUGGGGCACCGCAAUAACUUAAGACUGCGCGGCCUCCCUGAAACGGAGGACUCCCCCCAGCAGCUACAAGAAAUCCUCCUGGAAAUAUUAAAUGGGAUCCUAGGCCGAGACCACCAG